This is a messenger RNA of Sardina pilchardus (European sardine), 10058 nucleotides long. RefSeq lists its product as uncharacterized. Gene Ontology annotation, molecular function: nucleic acid binding; ATP binding. Gene Ontology annotation, cellular component: membrane. Bases 1 to 9930 code for a protein of 3309 amino acids. Gene Ontology annotation, biological process: DNA integration; protein import. The record is from RefSeq and is a predicted model, not a curated record. The transcript is spliced from 9 exons. NCBI's taxonomy places the organism in Eukaryota, Metazoa, Chordata, Actinopteri, Clupeiformes, Clupeidae.
AUGGCCGACUUAGAUACAUUUUACGCAUGUCCCUCAGUGGUUCUUUUUGAUAGCCUCACCAAGGACCAGUUAGUUCAGUUGGCAAUUCGCUAUGGGAUAGAACUCCCUGCUUCGGUUAAGAGACACAAAGAUACUUUGAAAGGUUCUGUUAAGUUGAGCCUCAUUGAGCAAGGUGUACUCCCUGCUGAUAAAGUGCCGCUUUCACCUCUACCUGGCGGCAGUUCUUUUACUUAUGACCAGCAGCGUGAAUUGCUCCGUCUGCAAUUAGAGAGUAAAAAGGUCGACAGAGAAACCACACUAGCGACACUUGAAUUUCAGGCCAAGCGUUUGGAGUUGAUGGUGGAGGGGAAAUUGCCACCUGAUACGGGUGGUGAUUCUCCGCCAGUUCGAAACAACCUAGCGGGUGGCGAUGUGUGGAAGAGCCCAGUGCAGCCGCUGGUCUCUCGCUCGACGGAGCGUCAUGAUGUUGCGCAGGGCCCUCCUGAUGUCCUCUCUGCGUGCGUAGUUACGCGCAGUGCUCACCGCGCUGCAAAGGAGUUGGAUGCUGAUGGGGAGGCAGUUGGCACCCUGGAGUCUGCUCUCCCUUGGGAAAAGCUUCCCUCAUCGUUGUCGCGGGAGGAGCUUGCAAAAGAACAGAGACAGGACUCCUCCCUGCAACCCUUGUUUGAUCGGGUCAGUCCUGAAAAAGACAAAAUAGAAAGUGGCUAUUUUCUGCAUGGUGAGGUGCUCGUUAGAAAGUGGAUACCACACUUUGGUCGUUAUGUGGGGAAGCCAAUGAUGCAGAUUGUGAUUCCGGAAAGUGUCCGGCCGCUUGUUUUAAAAACUGCGCAUGAUAACAUGGGGCACCUUGGCGUUAAGAAAACCUAUGAUUAUCUGAUGCAGUACUUUUACUGGCCACGCAUAAAGCGCGAUGUGUCCAAAUUCAUUCGUACGUGCCAUACUUGUCAGCUGACGGGAAAACCAAACCAGGCUAUUAAGCCUGUGCCCUUGUCGCCCAUUGCAGUAGCAAGUAACCCUUUCGAUCACCUUAUUAUUGAUUGUGUUGGUCCCCUCCCCAAGUCUAAAUCUGGUAAUGCCUAUCUUUUGACCAUCAUGUGCCAGACGACUCGUUAUCCGGCUGCCUAUCCCCUUCGCUCAAUCAAGGUGAAACCCGUUGUAAAGGCGUUGACUCAGUUUAUCUCCUUCUUCGGCAUACCUAAGGUCAUUCAGACCGAUAGGGGCUCAAACUUCACGUCACGUAUUUUCGGGGGGGUGUUGCGUCUGCUAAAGAUAACGCAUAACCAGGCGUCCGCCUAUCACCCGCAGAGUCAGGGAGCGUUGGAACGCUUCCAUCAGACGUUGAAAUCUUUGCUUAGGGCAUAUUGUGUGGAACUGGCUGGUGAUUGGGAAGAGGGGCUUCCGUGGCUAUUGUUAGCCGCAAGAGAGGUGACUCAGGAGAGCACUGGGUUUAGUCCAAAUGCUCUUGUCUUUGGUCAUUCUGUGCGUGGGCAGCUAGCUGCGUUACACGAUGAUUGGGCUGCCGCUGAACCUCCGAAAAAGCUAACUGACUAUGUUGACGGUUUUAAACGGAGGUUGUAUGAGGCAGGUCGUGUCGCUCGUGAAAAUUUGGAGAAGGCCCAAGGAAAAAUGAAAAUGUAUUAUGACCGUCGAUCGGUCCAACGAGAGUUUCAAACUGGGGACAGGGUCCUAGCUUUGUCACCAGUAGCCGGCUCCCCGUUUCAAGCCAAAUUUGAUGGUCCGUAUGAGGUGCUGCGGCGGGUGUCUAAUGAAAAUUAUGUAAUUUCGACCCCAAAUAGACGUAAGCCCACGCAACUUUGCCAUGUGAAUUUAUUAAAGGCCCACUAUGAGCGAGAGAAUGUUGAAGGCUUACCUGUUUUGCUGGCUGAUGCUCCGGUUGUUUCUGAUUCUCUUCCAGUCAACUCUGAGCUGGUGUUGGAGGGGGAAGAGCUGCGUGGCCCCGAUGAUGCAGUGUUGUUGGCGCGCUUGAAGAACUCUGAGUCUUUGCGUAAACUGCCAGAGCUGCUAGGCCACUUGCCCAUUGAAAUGCGCUCAGAAUUAAUUGUUCUCAUUAAUGAAUUUAAAUGUUUGUUUGCAGACAGGCCGUCUCAGACAUCACUCAUGCAGCACGAUAUUGAUGUGGGUGACUCCGUACCCAUCAGGCAACGUUUUUAUCGGGUCUCUGUUGACAAGCAGAAACAUCUGGAGGCUGAAGUACAGUAUCUCCUUGAGAAUGACCUCGCUGAGCCGUCCUCCUCUAGCUGGGCGUCUCCGUGUGUUCUUGUGAACAAACCUGACGGUACGUUCCGUUUCUGCACGGAUUACCGUAAAGUAAAUGCUCAGACUAAGCCAGACUCGUUCCCCUUGCCACGAAUCGAGGACUGCGUCGAUCAGGUCGGAGGUGCACGCUUCGUCAGUAAGUUUGACCUCCUUAAGGGGUACUGGCAGGUCCCCUUAACGGACCGAGCUCGGGAGGUGUCCGCUUUCAUAACGCCUAAGGGGUUGUUCUCCUACAAAGUUAUGAGUUUCGGGCUUCGUAACGCCCCGGCCUCGUUCCAGAGGCUGAUGAAUCGGGUGGUCUCGGGUUUAGACGGGUGUGCUGUUUAUUUGGACGACGUCGUUUGUUACAGCGACACCUGGGAAAAACAUGUUAAACACAUCAGGGCGCUAUUUACACGUCUAGCAGCAGCCAAUCUAACAGUCAACUUGGCAAAAUGUGACUUUGCUCGGGCAACAGUGACGUACCUCGGCAAGGUGGUAGGGCAGGGUAAAGUGCGUCCUGUGCGUGCAAAGGUUGACGCGAUUGACCGCUAUCCGCCGCCAUCCACCAAAAAGGAGCUUAUGCGGUUCCUGGGCAUGAUGGGUUUCUACCGGUGUUUCUGUAGAGAUUUCUCCACGGUUGUGGAGCCACUAACUCGUCUGUUGAAGGCCUCAGCUAAGUUUGAAUGGUCUGCCUCUUGUCAGGACGCGUUUGAGUCAGCCAAACGACUCCUCACCACCUCGCCGGUCUUGAUGGCUCCUCAUUUUUCGAAGCCUUUUCAGCUUGAGGUGGAUGCGAGUAACGUUGGUGCUGGGGCAGUGCUCUUACAAGAGGAUGAGAAUGGUGUUCGUCGGCCUGUUUCUUUCUUCUCUCGAAAAUUCACUCCAUAUCAGUUGAAGUAUGCUGUUAUCGAGAAGGAGGCGCUCGCACUUAUUUGGGGAAAAAUUGAAGAGGACGAAAGGCAAGAGAGGCGUCGCAGGCAAGAGGAACUGGAGAGGCGAAGACAAGAGGAGCAGAGGAGGCGUCAACAGGAGGAAUUGAGGAGGCAGCAACAACAGGAACGCGAGCAACGGAUCCAGGCACAGAUUGACCAAGAGAAUGAAGCCUGCAGGCAGAAGCUGUCCAGCGCAAAAGAAAAGUUAAAUCAGCAGCAGGGCAACAAGGUCCAGGAACGACACCACCAGCGCACUCAUGUCCUGUAUCAGCUGGUGGAAGACGAUGCAGCAGCAAUUGAAAGGGAUGAGCAAGGUGAUGUAGAGGAACAAUUCAGAGAUCUUCUGUCAGAAUACAAUAUUGAAGAAAGUGUAACAAUACAACAUGACAAUAUUGAGGACAGGAUGAAAACAUUGCAAAAUGAGCUGACAAUUCAAUACUGUAAAGAGAACAAUCUCUCCAUCUGGUGUCAAUUCACUCUAGACCAGGCAGUUGACUAUGAAGGCCUAUCUCUGACAGACAAGUUCAGUCUUCUUAAAGCAGUAGUUCAACUAACUGCAGAGGGACAUUUUGAGUCAACUGAUGGAGACAUAACAGAAGCUGAGUAUGACCCACAGAAUGACUUCCUUCUAGUUUUACUUCAGCAUCUGUAUUUCACAACUCCAACACUGGCAGGACAUCUAUUACUAAAUAUUAUUGAUUCCAUGUCAGAGUUACCUGCUUCAUGUGGAGAUAUUCUUAGGCAAAUGGUCUUUAACAACAUAUGGAGCCCUGUUGAAAUCAUGAUCUUCAUGCAGAGUGUUUCAGGAAUGGACCAACAGAUAAUAUCAUCAAUCCUCCAUACAGCUCAAACUUACAGACUUAGUUGCCUCACUGUUCUUGAUGCAUUAGACAAAGAUGACCCAGUGACAGAUCUUGAAGUGUGUACGAUAGAUGAACCCAAAGAUGCUGAAACCAUCCUUAAUGAGAUGCGUGAGUCUAACUAUCCUGAAAGUAUCCUUUUGGUCUUGGAGGAUGUGCUGACUUAUUUGGAGACGGAGCUACCCAAGUAUGAAUUGGUACAUCUUAGCGAAGAGCAAAUUCAAGAGGGGAAAAACAAGAUAAAGUCAUUUGACUUUGAAGAUCCAGACAUGAACAUUCUCAAAGAGGCUCUUCUUGGUAUGUCCAUUGCAGUACAAGAUUGCACAACAUCUAUUGGGCCAAAUGGUGAAAAAAAAAAGGGCUAUUUUCCCAGGCUUACUCAGCUUGCAUCGUUACUCAUGCUUCUCCUGUCUAGCACUAAGGGUGAAGAUGAACUUAAAGGUUGUUUGCUGGAGAUUGGAACUGGAGAGGGAAAAUCCUGUAUCUUAGCAAUGUUUGCUACAAUUCAGGCCAUCCGUGAGGUCAAAGUAGACAUUGUGACAAGCUCUCCAUUGCUUGCUAUUCGUGACCAAGAAGAGUGGAAGAAACUGUAUGACAAGUUUGGUGUGACAUCCUCAGUUGUUCUUCCAGGAGUGUCCAUGGAAAACCAUGAAAAGUUGGUUAAAGAUGUGUAUAGCAAACAAAUCGUUUUUGGCACGGUUGACAUUUUUGCAGCAGACAUUUUAAAGCAGGAGUUUGAAAAGCACACUACACGAGGCAAAAGAGAUUUUGACUUGGUAAUAGUGGAUGAAGUCGACUACAUGACCUUAGAUAAUGGAGUCCAAGUGACAUUUUUGUCUCACGAAACAAGUGGGAUGAGGCAUCUAGAGCAAGUUCUUGCGAACAUCUGGGUAAUUACAUCGGCUUGUCGGCCAAUUGAAAUGCUGGAAACUGGUGAAAUCCAGUGGACAACAAAGAUCCAACACUUUCACAAGGCAGCUUUUUCAGCUGUUGCUGGUUCAGGUGGCUUCUCACCCUACGACAUAUUGCUACCAGGUGCAAAUUUAGGAUUUUUCUCAGAAGAUGACAUUGAUCAGUUGAAGCAGGCCGAUCAGCAGCCCAACGAUGAAGAACAAAGAAAGGAGAUCCAGACCAGUCAGUGGAAGGCAAUUGAGACAUUAAUGAAAAAAAUCGGAACUGAACAACAACAUGACCUGUUGCUUAUUCUUGAGUCAGCAACUGAGAUGCCGAUAGAGUGCUACUCACUGUCAAACAACAAAGCUAAACCAUUUGGUGAACAAAAGCCAGACCAGGACAAAGCCAAAAUGCUCUUGUUAGAGAAUGGUUGUGCAUGUCAAAUCAUGUCUGAGAAGGAUGUGAUUGAUGCUACGGUUUUACAAAUAAAGAAUCAGAUUAGGUAUUCAAGUGGACGUGAUGUAAAUUCCCUGAAGAAAAAAUCUGAAAAUGAAGAAAAGGAGUUUAUGAUAAUCCCAUCAUUCCUGGAAACAUAUAUUGAGAAUAUGCUUCCAGUUUUUGUUGAAAAUGCUCUGAAGGCCAUUGGAAUGUCACCAGGAAGAGAAUACAUUAUUGAUAAGGGGCCAGCAGUAAGUGAUACUGAUGGGCAAUUUCAUGCAAUAAUUCCUGUGGAUUUCAAGGCCAGUGGAGUGCUGGAGAAAAACAAACGAUGGGGUGAUGGCUUGCAGCAGUUUUUGGAGAUGAAACAUCAACUUGCUCUCUCACAGAUAUCCAAUGUGACCAAUUACAUGUCAAAUUCCCAUUUCUUCAAAAGAUACAAUAAUGGGAAAGGCAUAUUUGGCGUUUCUGGAACAUUAGGUGGACAGUCAGAUCAAAAUUUUUUGGCACGACAUUACAAAACAAGAAGCUAUGCAAUACCAGCCCAUCGUCACAAUAAAAUUGUUGAGCUGCCAGUAAUUCAAGUAAGUGGAGGCAACAACCCAUGGACCCAGAGUAUUUGUGAAACUGCCAGGAAAGUUGCAGAACGGGGUCAAGUUGUCUUGCUGAUUUGUGAAGAUGUCAACACAGCCAAUGAGCUGCAAACAAAUAUGAAAACCCAAAGCAUAGAUCCAACAAAGAUCACCAUGUACACAAUGAGUGGUAGGCACAAUAUAGAAAAAAAUACAUUUUGUGGAGGAAACAUAAUCAUUGCCACCAAUCUUGGCGGAAGGGGAACUGACAUUAAGGUUGAUGAUGAAGUCAACAGAUGUGGGGGUCUCUUUGUGCUCCUUACUCACUUUCCUUCAAACCGACGUGUUGAGAAGCAGGUCUUUGGACGAACAGCCCGAAAAGGAAACCCUGGCAUGGUUCAGAUGAUUCUCUGUCAAGACCAUCUUGCACCAGCAUAUCAAGGCCAGUCUAUUGAAGUCAUGAGACAUCUAAGAGAGGAGUAUGAAGUCAUACGUAUAGCUGACAUGGAGGAAGAUGAACUUCUGGAAAUUGAAUUGAAGGAAGAACUGUUUUCCACAUUUUGUAAAUUUCUAAUCGAUUUUGACACGAACUACACAGAGGAAGAAAAAGAAGACUUCCCAUCACAAGAAAAUUGCAAACAUCACCCUAACAAGUUUCAUUAUCAGCCUGCUCUCAAUGCACUAAAAGAAUCCUGGGCCUUGUGGCUGACACUUCAUGAAGAGCAUAUCAACUGGCACGAUGACAUAACGACACUGAAAAGAGAUCUCAUCCUUCAACUGGAGAAAACUUGUGAUAUGCUUUUACAAGGUAAAAGUAAUAAUUUCUAUGAUCAUAUUAAACAGGCAAUAAUCAGAACUGACCUUCACUGCAAGGACAGAAAUAAAUCUGACUACGGGGCAUUGUCUUGUUGGGAAAACAUUGUCAGUGAUCAUGAGAUGUACAGUGCUGUUGCUUUGUACAACCAAGCAUUCAUCACCAUUAACCUUCAAAAGCAAGACCACAAAUCAAAAGCAAAGGAUCUUUUGGAGAGAGCACAAAAGCUGGUGGAUGUGUAUAUUUCGGAAUCCUCAAAUACAAUGGUUUCCUGCAACAUGUCAGUGACGAGUGACUUUGAACCCCAUCACAAAGGUAACACAAACUUCCAGAUGCAAAUGGAAGUCAGGAUGUCCAUUUUUAAAUCUUGGCAGGGAUAUAUUGAAAGAGCAUUAAACAAACUAAAGGAGCUUAAGGACAAUGAUGUUGCCAUUGCAAAAGAGUCCUCUGUGUACGAUCUAUCAUAUAAGGAAGACUAUAUCACCACACAUGAGCUUGAAGCACUUUACGACUAUGGGCUUGGGAUUGUGUUUGAAGUGAAGAAAAAACCACGGUUCUGCAUAGAUGCACUCAUCUGCUUCGUACUUGGUGUUCUCCAGGUGGUUGCUGGUGUUCUUGUGUGUGCCCUUUCAUUUGGAACGGCCACUCAGUUUGGACUUGGUUUGAUAUCUGAGGGGGUCUCAGACAUGAUUAGUGGUAUCAAGGGCAUGAUAGAUGGCAGUUUCAGUUGGGCAGAAUGGGCCAUCUCCAAAGCUAUCAGCAUUGGAAUGUCUUUGCUAUCUGCUGGCUUCAGUGUCAUCAAGAAAGUUUGCUCCACAGCUAAAAGCAUAUAUGAUGGCACUAAAACCUUUACCAGUGUUGCAAAUGACGUCAUUAAAUCAGGCAAACACAUAUUCAAGUCUGUACAGGGAACAGCACAGAAAGCUUUUUCAGGGACCUUCUGUGAAACCAUGAAAAAGACGGCAUCUUCGACAGCCCUGAAACAGAAUUUUAAACAUGCAUCAGAAUAUGCUUUUCAAGAGAUUGGCAAACAGGCUGUGACAACUGCUUUAAACUAUGCUGUUGAUAAAGGGGUCCAGGCUGUAUUUAGGUGGUGUUUAGAAGGGGCUUUCGAACAGAUAGUAUCCUCCACAAUUGAAUCUAACAGUGACUUGGAUCAGGUUCUUACAAAGCUAGUUUGCUCUAUAGUUCCAAAGGCAGUACUACAAAAAGAAACUCCUGACUUUUGGAUUGAUAAGAAAAAUGAAGAACAAAUGAAAGAAUUAGUGAAAUCAGCCUCAAACGCUGAUAAACUAGUCUCAGGCUACACCACUGUGCAUGACGUCAUUGACAAACUAUCUAAGGUCUCUGAAGAAGCAGCUGGUAUUAUGAAACAGAAAGGCAUCAAGAUUGGCAUCAUAAAAGGCAUCAACAUAUCGUUGGAAAUAGCUAAAUACACCACUACAUUUGUGGAAAUAUUGAAGGCAAUACCCACAAGUGAAAUCAUCAAUGAACAAUUUGUUCCCACAUUUUCAAAAUCUAUGAAAGAUAUUGGAUCAUAUAAUAAUGACGGCCGACAUAAUCUGCCAGAUGCCAAACGCCUCAAAAACGAGCUGCUCGACAUCAUUGCAAAAACUAUCUCCGAAUCUUUUAUUGAUGCUUUUACUCAACAUAUGACCUCUAUCUCCACAAAAGAAUUUAAAAAACACCUUAACUCUGCUACUGGAAAAGCUGUCGGCAAUGUCCUUGGCCGGUACAAAACUCAACGUUUUUUGGAUGAUCAGAGCCAUGAGCACAAUAUGAAAGCAGCUGCCAGCAGGAAACCUAAGCCACUGUCAGACUUGGAGAGGAUGGAACUUCAAGAUUAUACGAAGAAUAUUAGCAAUGAACAGCGCCCCGCUACAACUCUUGAUCUCUAUGUCCUCACCAAGAGUGACUUACUGAAGGGAAAGGGCAUCAGAUUGACUGUGGUUGACAAAAAAGGGAAAAAGCUUUCAGAGGAGCAUUAUCCAGGAACUGACAGUAAAGCUGGAGAAAUAGAACUCCGGCUCACAAAAGAGCCGUUGAAUACCGAGCAGAAAAAAGACAUCCUCUCAUUGGCAAAGCGUAGAAUUCUUGGUGAAGAAAACCCAUACAGUGGCCAUUUUGAUAUUGUGCAAUAUUGUCAUGGCAAACCUACAUGUACCCCAGUUGAGUCAAAAAAACAGAACUGUCUGUAUCAUGCUGUUGCACAAGCAACAGAAAAGAAACAAGGGCACGACAUACAUGAAAAGGCAGUAAAGCUACGCAAUGCUGUUCAAAGUAAUGUGCAAAACAAUAUUGACAAGUACAGUAACGUCAUGAAGCUUCAAAAGAGAUAUGAAGAGGUGCAUGAAAAUACUGGGAAAUACACCAUAACAGGAGGGGGUAAGAGGUCAAGAGUCAGUCAAGACCAUCCAGAAGCGUAUUUGAGGAGCAUCAAGUCAAUGAACGAGUUCAACUUUGCAAAAAAAUUCCGACUUGGUUUUGUUGGCGAUUAUUGCUGGUUGAUCGACACCCGGGAUUCGGCGCAGAAUAAGAUAAACACAAAUACAUACAUGGUAAAUGCUGACCACAUACCACCAAAGGAUGCCUUUAGAAAAGCACUUAAUCAACUGAAAAAAGACCCUGGGAAGGGAAACAAACUAAAGAAAAAGAAUCCCAAGCUUUAUGAGAUGAUUUGGACGCUAGAAAACAAGUCCGGAAGUAAUCUGGUAGCCAUGGAGGUGCUUGCAAAACAUCACGAACUAGCGCUGACCACAGGAAGUAGCCAUGUUUCUAAUAGAUGCAGGGAUCUGCUGUGCAACAGCCUUGUUUGUGGGGAUGUUGAGAAAAUGAUAAAGCAGUCACUCAUUUUGGCUCAUCCUAUAACAUCACAGGAACUCAAAAGAAGUGCAGGCCUCCCUUCUAAACAAAUAAAUACGAAUGAUCUGACUGGGAAGGACACCAAGCAUUACUAUAAAGUGGGCAGCAAAGAAAUAGUGAAUCAGUUCCACAACAAUGGGAUUAUUGACCAGAAUCAGCAGUCCAGGCUUCUGUCGUGGGUGCAGCAAGAUAAGCAACUGAACAGCCCUGAGUACCAAGAAUGUUUUAAAGCUGUAAAAAGUAGGGUUGGGUACCGAAAGAGGGGUCUAGUAAGGAGGUGCCGACGCAAACGGAAGUAACCAUACCGAAUAACAACGUGAAUUUCGGUGCCUCAUUUCGGUGCUUCAUUUAAAUGGCUUUUUUUUUUUUUUUUAAAUACGAUGCAUCACUGCACGUCAUGCGCCAUAUCUAACGUCUUGCUCUGAUA